UGGAGGGCCUCUAGCCACAACUGUGUGUCACACAACACCUUUAUGUCAUUGACACGACUCCUCCUGUCAUAUAUGAAGUAUAUGGCACACGAUAUGAUGAGAUGACCUAUCUGAUCACUACUAAGUACAAUGCUAGUGACCCUCACUCAGACAUAAAAAGUGCAUGGAUCUGCUUGGGGCGCACUGUUCUCAACUGUGACAUUCUGGGAUGGUUAGAGGCAGAUACAGAAAGCAAAACUGAGGGCCCAGCUAGCAUUACCAAUCAGAUAAUAAAUGGUGUUCCUGUCUGGAUCAGGAUAAGAGUGCAGAACUAUGUGGAGCUGCAGGCCUUGGGUCAUGCAGACAACCCCAUCAUUGUGGACAUCACUCCUCCUCUUGUUGGCAAAGUGUAUGAUGGACCACUGACCAGACAUGACCUCAGUUACAGCAAGGACAGCAACAUGUAUUGUGCAAACUGGUAUAACUUCACUGACCCUGAGUCAGGCAUUGGUUUCUACAUGGGGGCUGUGACAUCAGCCAGUGGCAAGUUACUGACAGAGCUAGAAGUUCUGGACCGCCGCCAGUCCAUGCAGUGCAUUCAGUUCAGCAACCCUUCUCUGAAGCACAACACCUCAUAUCACUUUAUGCUGGUGGCCUUCAAUGGGGGACAUAAACAGCUCAAUGUGACAAGCAUUUCAGAUGGAGUUCUUGUGGACCUUACACCACCUAAAGAAGGUAAAGUUAUUGAUGGUCUCUCAGAGAACUUUGAGGACCUUCACUUCAGUGUGCACAAGUCCACAGUAGCAGCUCGCUGGCAGGGUUUCAGCGAUUCAGAAUCAGGCAUCAUGCAGUAUGAAGUGCAGAUUGAACGAGCUGAGAAUCUCACAACAAACUUCCAGGUUCUUCAAGAGUGGGAGAAUGUAAAUCUAGACACAACAUUUGAGAAACACAGGUUCAGCCUUAGACACAGGGAUGUUGUCAGGACUAAGCUGAGGGUCAGCAAUGGUGCUCUCAACACUAUUACUUCUGAGACAGACUCCUUCAUCAUAGACCUGACUCCACCAGAACUUUACAGCUUAUGGGAUGGACUAGGAAGUUCAGAUAUUGAAUACCAGUCUGACAUCACCAGCCUCUCAGCCAAAUUUGAAUUUCAUGAUGAUGAAUCUGGCAUUGACUACUACAAGUAUCAGGUCUACCAGACAAUGCAUGGACACCAUGCACAAAUAAUUCCAGCAACAAAAAAUGAUUGGAAUCGCCUACCAUCUGGACCAAGGAAUAGUCUGACAGUGAAUGGCCUUACAUUAACCAGUGGUUUGCGGUACUCCAUUCGCAUGGCUGCUGUCAACUCUGCAGGAUCUGUCACCACCUACGAUACAAAUGGUGUUCUGGUCGACAACACUCCUCCCACUAUGGAGAGGGUGCAUGUUGGUGUUCUUUCCACCGAAGAUGAGAUAGAUUUAGAUGGCUAUGUUCUUCAGAGUGACCAGUCUGACAUCAAGGCUAACUGGCUGGCCACUGACCAUGAGAGUGGAAUUGAUCAUUAUGAGGUGGCUGUGGGCACCAGUCCAGGUGCCACUGAUGUGCUGGAUUGGCGGAAUGUGGGUAAAGAGCAGGACAGAUAUAUCUCAGGAUUGAACCUCCAACUCACAGACAACAACACUGACAUUCCCUUGUAUUACGUCACUGUCAGAGCUUACAAUGGUGCAGGGGAUGUCAGUCCGUCACUAAUUUCAAAGAAGAUCAAAGUACUUCAAGAGGACAAAGCAGGUGUAGUAGUUGAUGGUGGGCUGGACACUGUUCUCUUGAGCAGUGCGGGCCAGAACGAUGAGGACUAUCAGAGUAACAUGUGGAGUGUCACAGCACAGUUCCGCGGCUUCUCAAGUCACCUACAUGGUCUUACGCACUUUGACUGGGCUGUAGGUUCAAGUCCUGGUGCUGAAGAUGUGCUGCCUCUGAUGGCCAUGGGUAUUGUGCAUGAUGAGGAAGAGGACCAAACACCUGGCAUGGGAAUAGCCAGUCGAGGCAUUGCUCAUGCUGUGCUGCCCUUGGAACCAGGCAAGAAAUACUACACAACUGUACGUGCUCUCAACAACAAUGGUCAGGCUGUGCAGUCAACAUCAGAUGGCUUCACUGUUGACAGAGAGAAACCCAAGCUUGGACUCAUCAGCCUGUCAUCUGAAACAAACACAAGUGCACUUCAGAUGCCAGAGAAAGUUUUCUACCAGCAGGAGCCAGAUGCACUCACGGCUAGGUGGACAUUUGGUGAUGCAGACAGUAUUGUGAAAAAACUUCAUUUUUCUGUUGGCUCUUACCCUGGUGCCUCUGACAUCAAGUCAGUCACAGAGGUGACUGUAACUGAAACUGGGGAAGCUGCUUUACCCUCCAGACGAAUUGACUUGAAGACAGAUGGUCAUCCCAGUAUAUUGACACUUUGGGCAGAGGAUUCUGUUGGACUCAAAACUCAGCUUAUCUCUCCCACUGUUGUAGUGGACACUAGCCCUCCGGAUCAAGGCACAGUUGUGUGCCCUUCUUUCAUCCAGACUCAUUCGCAAGUGGAGUGCACAUGGGCAGGUUUUGAGGAUUUGCAAUCUCCAAUAACCUCUUUCACUUUCUACAUGGGCACACAACCUGGUCUAGAUGAUGUUAUUGCACCUGUGAUCAUGGAGGGACAUGUGACCAGCUACACUGUAUCUGGUCUGAAGGACAUUGUGGAGCACCAGACCAAGGUAUACGCUACAGUUGUUGCUAAAAAUGCUAUUGGUCUGACGACAAUGGCACAGUCACGUCCUAUCUCCAUGGAUACAAGUCCUCCUCUUGCAGGCUUUGUGGUAGAACUUAAUGAUGCAUACAUUAUCAUUGCUGAUAAUGCUACAGCUACCAGCCUGGCCAAUGUUUUCACUUGCAAUAGCCAAGAUGAGUGCAAGACAAUUGACGUAGUGUGUCAAAAAUCACUGACUAGUGUUUUAGUUGCCUGGUCACCCUUUGAAGACCCAGAAACUGGAAUUAGCAAAUAUGAAGUUGCAAUUGGGUAUACACCUGGUGGUGGUCAGAUCAAAGAAUUUCACGAGGUGCCCAGUGGUGUUCGGUAUCAGUUGGUCAGUGGACUUGACCUCUAUGGUCAAAGAAAGUGAAAGCAGUUUUGGGGUCAGGGAAAACAGCAAUGGCAUCAUCCAAUGGCUUCUCCAUUGAUCAGACACCACCCAUAUUUGACCAGACACUAUUUCUGUACAUGGAUGCUGCUCAUGGUGAGGCAAAGCCUGUAGAG
Pomacea canaliculata is the source of this 3244-nucleotide messenger RNA. RefSeq lists its product as uncharacterized. NCBI's taxonomy places the organism in Eukaryota, Metazoa, Mollusca, Gastropoda, Architaenioglossa, Ampullariidae. The transcript is spliced from 19 exons. The record is from RefSeq and is a predicted model, not a curated record. Gene Ontology annotation, molecular function: protein binding. Bases 102 to 3110 code for a protein of 1002 amino acids.